AAUAUUUGUUAAUAUUGACAGAUCGAGAGUUGGCUUUUUUUUUUACAUAUUAAAAGUAAAUUAUAAUUACUUUAUUAUUAAUAUACCUAAUAAUAAUAAUAUUGACUAAUGCUUUAUUAAUAUAUUAUGUUUAUCAGUGUUUAUACUAAUAUAGCUAUAAAUAAAAUUAAAUGAUAACAACAUUAAAUAAUAAAACUAUAGUAAUUUUGGAGGUUAUAGACUCGUUGUUUUAAGCUUUUACAACAGAGCAUAGCAUAGCAUAGCAUAGCAUCAUUGAAGAAAUAAUAAUGAACGGUACAAUGGCGAUGACAUCACCAAAUCACAACAAUACUGAGCCACCACCAAUGAAAAAAGCACGUAUUGAAGGCAAUGCAGCUGAUUUUAUAACUGGACCAAUAUAUGAUCUCAAUCAAACAGGCCAAGUUGUUGCUGGGCCAGGAGCAAAAUAUCAGACUCUUCCUGGAAUUCUUGGUGCUGGAUUACCAAAAGUAACAGCUGAUCAACAAGAUGCAUUGUCAAGAGCUAAAAAAUAUGCCAUGGAGCAAAGCAUUAAAAUGGUCUUGAUGAAACAAACACUUGCUCAUCAACAACAGCAAAUGGCAAGUCAAAGGAAUCAGGUGCAGAGACAGCAGGCUCUCGCCCUCAUGUGCAGAGUCUACGUUGGAAGUAUUAGCUUUGAGCUAAAAGAAGAUACAAUAAGACAGGCAUUUUUACCAUUUGGUCCAAUAAAAUCAAUCAACAUGUCAUGGGAUCCAGUUACACAAAAACACAAAGGUUUUGCAUUUGUUGAAUAUGAAAUACCAGAAGCAGCACAAUUAGCACUUGAACAAAUGAAUGGUGUUAUGAUUGGUGGUCGUAAUAUUAAGGUUGUUGGAAGACCAUCAAAUAUGCCACAAGCACAAUCAGUUAUUGAUGAAAUAACUGAAGAAAGUAAACAUUAUAAUCGUAUUUAUAUUGCAUCAAUACAUCAAGAUUUAACUGAAGAAGAUAUUAAAUCAGUAUUUGAGGCAUUUGGUCCAAUAACAUAUUGUAAAUUAGCACAAGGUAGUUCACCACAUCGUCACAAGGGCUAUGGUUUUAUUGAAUAUGAAACAAUGCAAUCAGCACUUGAGGCUAUUGCAUCGAUGAAUUUAUUUGAUCUUGGUGGACAAUAUUUAAGAGUUGGUAGAGCAAUAACACCACCAAAUGCAUUAAUGGGACCACCAAGUGGUACAAGUAUGAUGCCAACAGCUGCUGCUGUUGCUGCUGCUGCUGCAACAGCUAAAAUACAAGCUAUGGAUGCUGUUGCAAGUAAUGCUGUUGCACUUGGUUUAAGUAAAUUAACAAAUUCAACAUCACCAAUAUUAGAACAAUCAAUACCAAUUAUUGUUAAUCCAACAACUCCAACAACAACAACAAUAAUACCAACAACAACAACAGCAGCUAUAACAACAACAUCACCAUCAUCAUCAUCAUCAUCACCACCAACAACAACAACAUUAUCACCACCAACAACAAUUAUGGCACCACCAGUUAUUAUGGCAUCAACAAUAUUACCAGUAACAAUACCACCACCUGGUCUUGCAAUACCACAAACAUUAACUAGACCACCAGCAAUAAUACAGGCGCCUGUACUUGGACAAUCUGUUGUUAUACCACCACCAGUUGUUGUAACACCAACAAUUGUUGGUGCACCAUUGCCAAUUAAUAAUUCUCCAAUAAUUGAUAUUAAUAAACGUGUACAUGAACAAGCAGCUCAUUUAAAACAACAAGAAGAAUUACAAAAAAAAUUACUUGAAGAAACAGAACCACAGACAUUACAACAACAAGAAAAUAUGUCAAUUAAAGGACAAAGUGCACGUCAUUUAGUUAUGCAAAAACUCAUGAGAAAAGUUGAAUCACGUGUUGUUAUUUUGAGAAAUAUGGUUGCACCAGAAGAUGUUGAUGAAAGUUUACAAGAAGAAAUACAAGAUGAAUGCUCUAAAUUUGGUGUUGUUGAACGUGUUAUUAUAUACAAUGAAAGACAAUCAGAGGAUGAUGAAGAUGCUGAAGUUAUUGUUAAAAUAUUUGUUGAAUUUUCACAAAUGUCGGAGGCUGAAAGAGCAAGAGACUCUUUAAAUGGUCGUUAUUUUGGUGGUAGACUUGUAAGAGGUGAACUAUAUGAUCAAGCAUUAUUUGAUCACAGUGAUUAUUCUGGCUAAUAAUAGAAAAAAAUGAAAAUAAAAAAAAAAAACAUCACUACAAUAUUAUAAAAUAAGGGUUACAUUU
Messenger RNA from Aphidius gifuensis, 2247 nucleotides. RefSeq names its product poly(U)-binding-splicing factor half pint (gene hfp). Gene Ontology annotation, biological process: alternative mRNA splicing, via spliceosome; mRNA splice site recognition; regulation of alternative mRNA splicing, via spliceosome. Bases 288 to 2180 code for a protein of 630 amino acids. Gene Ontology annotation, molecular function: RNA binding. The record is from RefSeq and is a predicted model, not a curated record. The transcript has 9 exons. Lineage: Eukaryota; Metazoa; Arthropoda; Insecta; Hymenoptera; Braconidae. Gene Ontology annotation, cellular component: precatalytic spliceosome; catalytic step 2 spliceosome.